Molecule: messenger RNA, 4082 nt
Organism: Heterocephalus glaber (naked mole-rat)
Lineage: Eukaryota; Metazoa; Chordata; Mammalia; Rodentia; Bathyergidae
Gene: Etv3
Product: ETS variant transcription factor 3
Biological process (GO): cell differentiation; regulation of transcription by RNA polymerase II
Cellular component (GO): nucleus
Molecular function (GO): sequence-specific DNA binding; DNA-binding transcription factor activity, RNA polymerase II-specific
Source: RefSeq, a predicted model, not a curated record
UGACGCACGCGCCGCACAGCGCGGGGGUGCGCUGCGGGCGGAGGCCCAGGGCGGAGUGCGGGAGGAAGUCAGUGUGUGCGUGUCUGCGGAGAAGAGAAAGGACAGAGCGGCGGCGGGGCGCGGCACGGCACGGCGAGGCCAGCAGCCCGCUGGGGGCGCCGCCUCCUCCCCGCCCUAGCUGGAGGAUGGAAGUGACGACAGCGGCCGCGGAGGUCACUUCCUGCUGGGGUGGAUGAGGAGGAGCUGGAGACGCCGCGGAGGAGACCCGACCGAACGCAGACCGAGCCGGGCAGCGCAGGAGGGCAAAAAUGAAAGCAGGCUGUAGCAUCGUGGAAAAGCCAGAAGGAGGUGGAGGGUAUCAGUUUCCUGACUGGGCCUACAAAACAGAGUCCUCCCCAGGCUCCCGGCAGAUCCAGCUGUGGCACUUCAUCCUGGAGCUGCUGCAGAAGGAAGAGUUCCGCCAUGUCAUCGCCUGGCAGCAGGGAGAGUACGGGGAGUUUGUCAUCAAGGAUCCAGAUGAGGUGGCCCGCCUCUGGGGCCGCAGGAAAUGCAAACCACAGAUGAAUUAUGACAAGCUCAGCCGGGCCCUCAGAUACUAUUACAAUAAGAGGAUCCUUCAUAAAACAAAAGGGAAAAGAUUUACUUAUAAGUUUAACUUCAGCAAACUGGUGAUGCCCAACUACCCGUUCAUCAACAUUCGAUCAGGUGGUGUGGUUCCUCAGAGUGCGCCGCCAGUGCCGACCGCAUCCUCCCGCUUCCACUUCCCACCGCUGGACACCCGCUCUCCCACCCGUGACAUGCAGUCGGGCCGGUUCUCGGCCAGCUCCCUGACGGCGUCUGUCCAGGAGUCCAGCAACGGCACAGAUAGGAAGGUGGAGCUUGCGGAGCUGGAGGACAGCUCCACUGCUGACUGGCGCCGAGGUGUUGACCUCGUGUCCUCCCGGAAUGCAGUCGGAGGAGGAGGGAUCGGCCACCAGAAACGCAAGCCUGACAUAAUGCUUCCUCUUUUCACGAGGCCAGGGAUGUACCCUGACCCGCACAGUCCCUUUGCUGUCUCUCCGAUCCCUAGCCGAGGAGGUGUCCUGAAUGUCCCCAUUUCACCGGCCCUGUCUCUGACUCCUACAGUCUUCUCCUACAGCCCUUCACCAGGCCUGAGCCCCUUCACCAGCAGCAGUUGCUUCUCCUUCAACCCAGAAGAAAUGAAACACUACCUUCAUUCUCAAGCCUGUUCGGUGUUCAACUACCAUCUGAGUCCCCGGACUUUUCCCCGCUACCCAGGCCUCAUGGUUCCGCCAUUGCAAUGCCAAAUGCAUCCUGAGGAGUCGACUCAGUUUUCUAUCAAGCUGCAGCCUCCACCUGUUGGGCGCAAGAACCGGGAAAGGGUAGAGAACAGCGAGGAGCCUGCACCCACCAUGGCACCAGUGCCACCACGAAUUAAGGUAGAGCCCACCUCUGCCAUCUCUGAGAAGGAUCCUGAGAGCCUCAGGCAGUCAGCCCGAGAGAGGGAGGAGCGUUGCCAAGAAGAGGGUGCUGUGCUGAGCAGGACCACAGAAGAGGGGCAAGGCGCCAUCUUUGCCCGCCCCACUGCCCCGCCCGCCUGGCCCUCUGUACCCACUAGCACCCCAAGUGAAGAACCCCUAGAGGUGACCGAAGUCAGUGAGGACAGGCCUGGCAAAGAGCCCAGUGUGCCUGAGAAGAAAGAAGAUGCUCUGAUGCCCCCCAAGCUUCGGUUGAAACGGCGCUGGAACGAUGACCCUGAAGCCCGGGGGCCUCCAAGUAAGAACAGCAAGUUCCUCUGGAAUGGAUCGGGACCCCAGGGUCUGGCAGCAGCAGCCGCUGAUGCAUAGAACUACAAGUGUGUUGGGAGCUGUUUCUGUUCUCAUGAAAUACAUCUGUGUAUUUAUGUGGCAGAUCUGGUGGCGGGGGGAGGGAGUUAGGCGGUUUGAGCACCCUGGGACGUAGACUUGUACCUUAUGUUGGGAUGGGAUAGGCAUCUUCUGUUGUGAAUUAGGUGGGAUGUGAACACACCUUUCCUGGUGAAUAGGAGACGAGGCGGGUAUUGAACUGAAAGGGGAAGGAACCUGUUUCCUGUCUGAGGCUUACAUUUCCCCACAAGGAAACUCCUAGAAGACCCAGGUACUCUGCUCCUGUGGUAGUUCAGGUUCCAGACUUUCUCUCUCUUUUUUGUAUUUAUAUAUAAAAAGCCAUUAAUGAGUUUGUUUUGCUCUGAGGGAGAUUCCUAAAAGGGAAAAGGUCAUGGUCGGGAGGUUAGCAGUGAGAGGCCAUUAAUACUAAGUAUUUUGCCUGAAAUGUUUCAUUAUAAUUAAUUAUUUCGGGGAGGAAUAAGAUUGUGUCAGUCCUACUGGAGCAGAGGCCUGUUCAAAUGUUGGUCUUUUUUCUUUUUUUACUUUUUCUUUCCUUUUGUUGUUUUUUGGCGUUUUUCUUUUCUUUAAAAAAAAAAAAAAAAAGUGAGUCAGGACACAAGACACAAGAGCAUCCUGCUAAUUAGAGUAGGUAGGAAGACAAGGAGCUGCACCCCAGGCUGCAGAGCCGAGGCAGGAAGCCUGCUGUGCAUGCCUUGGACCUUUCACUUACUUCACCUACUAAGCCAUGAGGAGUUAUAAACUCCUGUUCAGGGAAGAAAGAAGAGGGCAGGAGGAAGCAACCCAAUGCCUUUAAAAACAUGAAAAAAAAUGAUCCUCAUUUUUCCUUUUCCAUUAUGGGUUUGGGGAGCCAAACCAAAGUGUGACUGAGCAGGCUCAUCCAGAGGCGCGACAGUGUUGUCGAAGAUGUCUGUCCAUCCUGUCUGGGUCUCUCCUCGUUUUCUAAAGUCGAGCCUUAACUAUGAACAUACUCAAAGAUGAUACGGGUCUGUCAGCGAAAACCUGUACGGGGCAUGGACAGCUUCUCAGAUAAUCCCGGAGCGCUGAGACAUGGUUAAACUCCUAGCCGACACUUAAGUCUUUGCCUCUUGAUGUUACUGGGAUAGGUAGCAGAAGGGCAGGAUUGUGGGAGCUCCAGGUGGAUGGAGCUGGGAAACAUGGAAGGUACUGGGGGAGCAAGUGGAUGUUUGCGGAGCCUGAAGGGGGGCUGGAAAGAAGACACGGAGGCACCAAGUGCCAUGAGGCCUGGUGUGCGUGAAGGGGUGUCCUGCUGUGGGGUGCCAGUUUUGCCAUCCCCAUUGGCCCAGGUUGUUCCAGUCUCCUGAGCACUUGACUGUCUUGCAUAAGACUCCAGUUUACAAACAGCGAGGAAGUGUUUCUUCAUGGGAAAAACCCUUCUAGCAACUUCAAAGAAGUGGGAAAGUAUUGAUCUUAUGUGAAGCAAAAGACUAGGACUAGGAGCAGAGAGAAGCAGCAGCCACCGCUCUUCUGUGUGUGUGCACAGCUGUGGAGUCACCUAGCUGCGGCUCAGCUCCGCCUAGCGGAGCAGCAGGGGAGAGAAGCAGCUGCACAUCUGUUGAGGGCAAGGCAAGGCAUGAGAGUGGUGUCUAGGGAUUGGAGAGGCUCCUGCCUCCACCUUGGCGUAAGAGAACUCCAUAAAGUAACGUCCGAGGGUUAUCCUCCAGUGGUGGGGUAGGUUUUGGUUUUUGUUUUAACUGGAGUGCAUGCAUAAGAGAAGGGCUCAGGAAGGUGAGAACAGGUGAGAGAGACACUGGAUGGCCUGGGAUGACUUGAGUCCAGCAUGCUAUUUCUUGGCAGGUGUCCUCCCCUUGGCUUGAUCCAAAUUCCAUGAGUGACUCAUCUUUCCCCAGGAAAGGGACUGAGACAGUGGUCCGUAAAGACUUGGGCUCGGUCAGGCUGCCUUGGUGGUUGUGGUUCUUUCAAGCCCCGGCAGGUGGAGGAGGGCUGUGCUUGGCAUUGCCUGAUCUAACCAGGGAGGCCAGCUGGCCACCCACUGCCCCCAAGGGGAGGCCAGCAGGUGUCGGUAUGAACUCAGGAACAGAAACACGAGGCCUUUAAAAUAGGAAGAGAGAAAUCCAUGAUGCGUACCUGUAACCCCCUAGAACACAAGUGCCAGAAUAAAUUCUUAGAUGCUGCUUCUGUUUGAACAAAAAGUCACUGCUUUUACACUUGAAAAAA